Molecule: messenger RNA, 1212 nt
Organism: Eublepharis macularius
Lineage: Eukaryota; Metazoa; Chordata; Lepidosauria; Squamata; Eublepharidae
Gene: RWDD4
Product: RWD domain containing 4
Exons: 7
Coding region: 102-638 (178 amino acids)
Molecular function (GO): protein binding
Source: RefSeq, a predicted model, not a curated record
GCUCCGCGUCGGCGGUAGGACUGAGGUUUCUCCUCAGAGAACGGCGAGAGGGAGGCCGGCAGGGAGGAGGUGGAGGCCUCCCGUGCUGCUGCCGCCGCGCCAUGACGGCCAACGAGGACCAGGAGAUGGAGCUAGAAGCAUUACGUUCUAUUUAUGAAGGUGAUGAGUGUUUUAAGGAGCUUAGCCCUGUUUCCUUUCAAUAUAGGAUAGGUGAUAAUGGAGAUCCUAAAGCCUUCUUAAUAGAAAUAUCUUGGCCAGAAACAUACCCACAGACAGCUCCAGCCAUAUCUAUGGACGCAUUCUUUAAUAAUGCUAUAUCCUCUGCCAUAAAGCAGACUAUAUUGAAUAAAUUAAUGGAAGAAGUUGAAAUUAACCUUGGAACCUCAAUGACAUAUACCAUUUUUGAAUAUGCCAAAGAUAACAGAGAGCUGUUCAUGGAAAACCAACCUGUUAAUACUGUGACAGUAUUAAACAACUGCAUCUCAGCUGGACAUCCUGAUACAGCCCAACCAAGUAAGAAAAAAGAGAAAAAGGAACAGUUGUCUAAAACACAAAAACGGAAGCUAGCAGACAAAACAGAUCACAAAGGAGAACUGCCUCGAGGAUGGAAUUGGGUUGAUGUAAUCAAGGUAACAUGAAUGACUGUUGAAUAUGUUUGAAACAUCAAGAUGAUAUAUGUUUCAGGCAGUAUCUAAUCCUUUUUUCUCUUUCUUCCUUUGUAACCAUUGUGGACAUUUGGAUUCACGUAUUAUAUUUAACUAGCAUCUAAGCAAAACAGGCUCUAAGGAUGAUGAAUAAGAAGACUUUGAUAUAGGAAAACAACUAUUUCAUUACAGUGCAGCCUGGAGACAAUUUCCAUGACUUUUUUCCUCGCUGGUAUUUUAUAAAAUGACAAUUUAUCCCAGAACUUAAAUGUGCGAAGUUGUGCUCAGACAGAGGAACGUUUUUCUGGUAUCCAUCACUUUCUCUACGUUACAGUUUGCCUUUAAAGAAGAUACACUGAAGCUGAUGUCAUUCUAUUUGGAUUACAACCAUCAUGACUCUGAACAUAACUAUUUAAUUCAUAUUGUUACAUGAUGCAUUGAAAGAAUCAUGAAGAAACUGAUAGUUAUGUGCAAGCGAGAGCAUUAGAUGAUUCACUGUUAUAAGAGAAGAUGUUUCACUUAGAACAUCUCCCUGUUUAAAAAAAAUAAAUCAGACCUUUUAACAUAA